Pieris macdunnoughi is the source of this 1284-nucleotide messenger RNA. Lineage: Eukaryota; Metazoa; Arthropoda; Insecta; Lepidoptera; Pieridae. The record is from the annotation of a GenBank genome assembly.
AUGAAACUGAAAGUGGACAUGUAUGCGUUUUCAUCUAUGUUGCUCUUGCUGUUGCGGAUAUCAAGCGCUGGUAGAGUGCAAGCUGCUGUCAGUUUUCUAUCAAAUGCAUCAUAUCAAGAAAUGGAGUUUAAAGGGGAAACCAGUCUCUCUCUAAGUGACAUAUUACCCGUUGAAGCCAAGUAUUACGACAAGAACAGGGCUCCAAAGUCCCUCGGCGAGCCUACAAUUGUCUAUUUCCAUGUCACUGUAUUGUCUUUGGAUUCUAUCAAUGAAGAGAGUAUGACAUACGUAGCAGACAUAUUUCUGGCGCAGUCCUGGCGGGAUCCAAGGCUACGACUCCCGGAGAACAUGCACGAGGAGUAUAGAAUCCUCGACGUUGAGUGGCUAAACAAUAUCUGGCGACCAGACUGCUUCUUCAAGAAUGCGAAAAAAGUCACUUUCCACGAAAUGAGCAUCCCGAAUCAUUAUCUGUGGCUGUAUCAUGACAAGACUCUCCUGUAUAUGGCUAAAUUGACUCUGGUCCUGUCGUGUGCAAUGAAGUUUGAAUCGUAUCCCCAUGACACUCAAAGCUGUUCUAUGAUGAUAGAGAGCUUAUCGCACACGGUACAUGAUCUGGUGUUUAUAUGGAACCUGACAGAUCCGCUUGUCGUCAAUCCAGAAAUAGAGCUGCCACAGCUGGAUAUAUCAAAUAAUUAUACUUCUGAUUGCACUAUUGAAUAUUCUACAGGCAAUUUCACCUGUUUAGCAAUUGUAUUCAACCUUCGUCGACGCCUGGGCUAUCAUCUCUUCCACACUUACAUACCGUCGGCGCUGAUCGUUGUCAUGUCCUGGAUAUCAUUCUGGAUUAAGCCGGAAGCCAUCCCCGCACGGGUCACUUUGGGAGUCACUUCACUUUUGACAUUAGCGACACAAAACACGCAAUCUCAACAAAAUCUACCUCCGGUCUCAUAUGUCAAGGCCAUAGAUGUGUGGAUGUCUUCCUGUUCGGUUUUCGUCUUUUUGUCUCUUUUCGAGUUUGCUGUGGUCAACAAUUAUAUGGGUCCAGUAGCGACGAAGGUCAUGAAGGGGUAUUCUGAUGAAGAUCUUUCGAGAGAUUUGGAUGCGUUCAAGCACAUUUUCCCAACUUCAGUGGAUCCUCGCGCCAGUACGUCGGCCUCGCUCCCGCAAUACGACACAUUCUGUAACGGGAGAGAGACGGCUGUGUACAUCGAUCGCUUCUCCCGAUUCUUCUUUCCGUUCUCCUUCUUUAUUCUCAACGUUGUUUAUUGGUCUACGUUCUUGUAG